AUGCUCCGGAUGCCUUUAUCCCUCGGGAUCCUGCUGGCCCUGCUGGGCUCCUCAUGGGCGCAGGGCUGUGCGGCCCCACAGGCGCUGGUGUCGGAGCUGCUGCAGCGCCUGGAGGGCUCCGUGCUGGAGGAUGCGAGCCCGGACCCCAGUGUCCUCCUGGCCCUAAACCUGGCUGGGACCUCCAAUAGGGCCGUGCAGAAGCUGCUGCUGGAGCAGCUGAAGGAGCAGGCGGUGAAGAGGGCCCCGCACGGCAUGGCCUCGGGGCAGGUGGCUCUGCUGGUCCUCGCCCUCCUGUCCUCCUGCCAGGACCCACAGCAGGUCCAGGCCCUGGGGCUGAGCGUGGACCUGCUCCACAUCCUGCAGCAGAGGACGGACGAGGAGUUGGCCAACAUGGAGGUUGAAGGUGUCCCCAGGACCACCCUAUACAGCGUUGGCCUGGACACCCUCACCCUGUGCCUGACCGGGGUUGGUGGCUACCAAGAGGCCUCCGUGGAGCUGGCCAAGGAGCUGCUGAGCCCCUCCAGCCCCCUCUCUGUGGACACCCAGGCCAUGGCGGUGCUGGCGCUGGUCUGCACCCAUGGGCGCACGGAGCUCCGGGAUGUGCGGGAUCUGCUCCAAGAGGCUGUGUCCAUGGUCACCAACGGGUUCCUGGAUGAGCAGGAGGAGAAGGGAGGACUCAUAGGGAACAUCUAUAGCAUGGGGCUGGCCAUGCAGGCACUGGAAUCCGCAGGGCAGUUUUACUCCCCUCGGCAAUGGGAUUGCUCCCAAGCCCUCUCUGUGGUGUCCGAGCAUCACUUCCAGCUGCCCAUGGCCAUGGCCCAGCUCCUGCCUGCGCUGCUGGGCAGGACAUACCUGGAUGCAGCCAGCUUGGAUUGUCCCUCCGGCUCCAGCGCAUCCCGGAGCCUGCUGGAUGCAUCCAUAGGGAUGGAUGCUCCGGAUCCCAUAUCCGGAUCCCUGCCGGUGGAGUCCAUCACGGUGCAGUUCUCCAUCACCAACCGCCUGCAGGGGAAGCCCUUCAGCUACAGCACCAUGGUGAGGGUACCAGAUGGAUCCACCCUGCUCAGGGUGAUGGAGGUGGCGGCCGAGGAGAACCCCGCGGUCUAUAGCUUCCAGACGGAGCAGGUGUCCUGGGGGAUCAUGGUGGUGUCCAUCCAUGGGCUGGCCGGGAAUGCCGAGGAUCGAACCUAUUGGCAGUUCCUCAGUGGUGGUGAUGCUCUGCAGGAAGGGGUCGGGCUCUACAAGCCACGGGACGGGGAGCACAUCCAGGCUGUGUUCAGCACCUACUGA
Molecule: messenger RNA, 1287 nt
Organism: Melopsittacus undulatus (budgerigar)
Lineage: Eukaryota; Metazoa; Chordata; Aves; Psittaciformes; Psittaculidae
Product: cobalamin binding intrinsic factor
Exons: 8
Coding region: 1-1287 (428 amino acids)
Biological process (GO): cobalamin transport
Molecular function (GO): cobalamin binding
Source: RefSeq, a predicted model, not a curated record